Messenger RNA from Phacochoerus africanus (Common warthog), 1545 nucleotides. It is a transcript of the gene AGXT, whose product is annotated as alanine--glyoxylate aminotransferase. Gene Ontology annotation, molecular function: L-serine:pyruvate transaminase activity; L-alanine:glyoxylate transaminase activity. Gene Ontology annotation, cellular component: peroxisome. NCBI's taxonomy places the organism in Eukaryota, Metazoa, Chordata, Mammalia, Artiodactyla, Suidae. The record is from RefSeq and is a predicted model, not a curated record. The transcript has 11 exons. Bases 42 to 1286 code for a protein of 414 amino acids.
GCCUGCCCACCCCACGCCAGCCGCGCGCAGCCUGCCGGGAGAUGCUCGGGGCCCUGAGCGCGGCCAGCGCCACCCUGGGGCACAAGGCGGCAGGUUGCGUGAGGACCAUGGCCUGCCACCAGCUGCUGGUGCCCCCCCCAGCGGCCCUGCGCAAGCCCCUGUCCGUCCCCAGGCGGCUCCUGCUGGGGCCCGGCCCCUCCAACCUGUCCCCGCGCGUCCUGGCGGCGGGCGGGCAGCAGAUGAUAGGGCACAUGCACCAGGAGAUGUUCCAGAUCUUGGACGAGAUCAAGCAAGGCAUCCGGUACGCCUUCCAGACCAGGAACCCCCUGACGCUGGCCAUCAGCGGCUCGGGGCACUGCGCCCUGGAGGCCGCCCUGUUCAACCUCCUGGAGCCGCGGGACUCCUUCCUGGUCGGGGUCAACGGCGUCUGGGGGCAGCGGGCCCAGGACAUCGGGGAGCGCAUUGGGGCUCACGUGCACCCGAUGAUCAAGGACCCUGGAAGCCACUUCACGCUGCAGGAGGUGGAGGAGGCCCUGGCCCAGCACAAGCCCGUGCUGCUGUUCCUGACCCAUGGAGAGUCCUCUAGCGGUGUGCUGCAGCCCCUCGAUGGCUAUGGGGAGCUCUGUCACAGGUACAGGUGCCUGCUCCUGGUGGACUCAGUGGCAUCCCUGGGUGGGGCCCCCGUCUACAUGGACCAGCAGGGCAUCGACGUCUUGUACUCUGGCUCCCAGAAGGUCCUGAACGCCCCUCCAGGCACCUCGCUCAUCUCCUUCAGCGACAAGGCCCGAAAUAAGAUCUACACGCGGAAGACCAAGCCCGUCUCCUUCAACCUGGACAUCAAGUGGCUGGCCAACUUCUGGGGCUGCGAUGACAAGCCCAGGAAGUACCACCACACCCUCCCCGUCAUCGGCUUGUACAGCCUGAGAGAGAGCCUGGCCCUGCUGGCCGAGCAGGGCCUGGAGAACAGCUGGCGGCAGCACCAGGAAGCCACCGCGUACCUGCACAGACGCCUGCAAGGGCUGGGCCUGCAGCUUUUCGUGAAGGAUCCGGCGCUGCGGCUGCCCACUGUCACCACCGUGGUGGCACCUGCCGGCUAUGACUGGAGAGACAUCAUCAGCUAUGUCAUGGACCAUUUCAACAUCGAGAUCACGGGCGGCCUUGGGCCCUCGACGGGGAAGGUGCUGCGGAUUGGCCUGCUGGGCUGCAAUGCCACCCGAGAGAACGUGGACCGAGUCAUCGAGGCCCUGCGGGAGGCCCUGCAGCACUGCCCCCGGCACAAGCUGUGACCUGGUGGCCUGUCCCACGCCCACCCAGGGACUGGGGGUGGGGGCCCAGGAGCAAACUGACUCUGCAAGGAGGGGCGGGCCUGUGGGCAGGGCAGCCGCUGCCCACCCCGGGCACGGUGGGGGCGGGCAGGACAGGGAAGCUGCCCAGCUCCAGGCAGCACUUCUUCCAGCGCGGCUUCCUGGGCUCAGCCCCCCAUGGGCCACAGUCCCCACCGGCCACUGGCCUUCUGUGAAUGUUUAAUAAAGAAGCGGCUGGUUA